UUUUGCAUUAAAGAUUCCAAUAGAUAUACUUUGUGAGAUGAAGUUGGGAAAAGAGAUUCACUUCCCCUUCUACCUUUCCUCGUCAAAAGUUUAUCUUCUUAAGUACGAAGAGUUAAAUACAUAGAGAUCCAUCAUUUAGAGGAUCUAUAGGGACAGAACUCAGGUGUGUCUUAUUCUUCCCCUGGUGCUCCAUUAAAUAUAUCAUAAGCUUGAUUCCUUCAAACAAAUAGAGGAAAAAAACUGUUUAGGAAUCAACUUAAAGUUAGGUAUUUGGAGCUUCUGAUUCCAGGAAAGGAAGUGGUUAAUGGAGGAUAAAUAUAGUCUAAUUAGGCAGCGCAGUGGUUUAUGGAGAUCCUUAAGAGAUGGAGAAUUUGAAGAAGAAGAAGUUUGGAAUGUUAUCAAGGACAGACCUGAUUAUAUUUCUGGAGUUAACAAGCACAAGGACAAUGAGUCCAAUCCUUUUGCUGUCCCUAGGACCCUCCCAACUGCAGCAAGGAUGAUCCCAAGGACUAGUAGUGGCAAUAGUAAUGCUAAUUCUUCUCAUGAAAGCAAGGUUCUUCAACAAUCAGCACCUGUCAACAUUCCUGACUGGUCAAAGAUUCAUAGGAAUAAGCAAAACAAGACCCCCAAGAAUGUUUCAAGGUUUGAUGAUUAUGAUUUCUAUCAUUCUGUUGACGAUGAAGGUGAUGGUGAUGAUGUUGAUGUUGUCAAUUAUGGAAGGCAUAGUGAUGAUGAUGAAGAAGAGGAAGAUGAUGAGUAUGAUACCAAGCUCCCCCCACAUGAAUUUAUUGCAAGAAGGCUUGCAAGGAGUCAGAUAUCCUCAUUUUCAGUUUUUGAAGGUGUUGGGAGGACCCUUAAAGGUAGGGAUCUCAGCAAAGUGAGGAAUGCUGUUCUCACAAAAACUGGUUUCCUUGAAUCACUGUGAAGGGGUUUCCAUGAAUCAAAUUUGUGAUGUAUAGGGGGUUUGUAGUUAGUGGUUUCUUAGCUAUUGAGAUUGUGUACAAGGUUUUGUGUUUUAAGGGUGUGAAAGAUUCAUUUAGGGAUUUACCAUUUAAAAGCAAUGAGUUAUUAACUUGGUUGUGGCAACUAAAAGUGAUUUGUGAAAUAUAUGGUAUCUAAUAUGUUGUUUAGAGCAUCCAUACAAAAUGAUGGAUGUGCCAGGUUAAGUAUUGAAAUUGGAUCAUAAAGCCAUAAAUCAAUCAGAACAAAAGUACAUACAUUUUUUCUUUCUGUAAAUUUUUUAUUAUUAUGUUAUUUCCUGGUUGAGCUUUGGCUUUUAAUAAACAAGUCAAUGUCUCUCUCCUUGGCCUUCUUUCCU
Molecule: messenger RNA, 1318 nt
Organism: Gastrolobium bilobum
Lineage: Eukaryota; Viridiplantae; Streptophyta; Magnoliopsida; Fabales; Fabaceae
Product: protein S40-6-like
Exons: 3
Coding region: 305-925 (206 amino acids)
Source: RefSeq, a predicted model, not a curated record